Molecule: messenger RNA, 1806 nt
Organism: Ictalurus punctatus (channel catfish)
Lineage: Eukaryota; Metazoa; Chordata; Actinopteri; Siluriformes; Ictaluridae
Gene: sh3bgr
Product: SH3 domain binding glutamate-rich protein
Exons: 11
Coding region: 112-810 (232 amino acids)
Cellular component (GO): cytoplasm
Source: RefSeq, a predicted model, not a curated record
AUUCAGUCAGAGCCGCUAUCAUGAAGCGCUGGAGGACAGAAAUAGAUCUCAGUGCCUCCUGUGCGCUCGAGCCGAGUGAUCAACCUACAGCCUCUCCCCAACAACUUCACCAUGGUUAUUAAAGUGUUUCUGGCCUCUUCCUCAGGAUCGACAGCGAUCAAAAAGAAGCAGCAGGAUGUGCUUGGGUUUCUGGAAGCUCUAAAAAUUGAAUAUGCACAGCUUGACAUUGCCUCAAAUGAAGAAAAUCGCAUGUGGAUGAGGGAGAAUGUACCAGGAGACAAGAAGCCCUCCGGUGGAAUCCCACUCCCACCUCAGAUCUUUAAUGAGGACAACUACUGUGGGGACUAUGAGACAUUCUUUGAUGCCAAAGAGGACAAUUCAGUUUAUGAAUUUCUGGGUUUGAACCCACCACCUGGCUUCAAGAAAGAGGCAAUCACAGAAGAGGAGCAAAAUGAAAAAACACCAGAGGUGACUUCGACAGGGGAGGAGGGAGGAGGAGAAAUUAAGGAAGAGGUCGUAGCACAGGACGAGCCUUCAGAAGAGGCUAAGGAGGAAGAAGAAGAGGCAAAAGACGAAGAUGUGGAGGCAAAAGAAGACGAUGACGAAGAAGAAGAAGACACAAAAGAAGAAGAAGAAGAAACAGAAGUAAAAAUGCCAUAUGCAGAGGAGGAAGAGCAGGAAGGUGAUGUAGAAGAAGAAUAUGAACAGGGAGAAGAGGACUUGAUGUCUGAGGAGGAGGAAGAACUUCGACAGCUUGAGGAAGAAGAAGAAGCGCAAGUAUCGGAGGAGGGAGAAGAGGCUGAGGACUGAGGAUGGGAUACAGAGGAUCAGGACAAUUACGAUUUUUAGUUUCACACAUAUUGACUCCCACCUUCCAUGACAGCCUCUGCUUGAAGACCAUGGAGAUGUUUAGGGCAGGACAUUUUCCACACAGUGGUCCUGGAGUACGUGCUCACAUGGACACUUUCUGGAACUUAGACAUGAACAUCAGAACCACCAAACUUAAAUGAAACUGCUGUUUUCCUUCCUCUUUAGCUACCUUCAGUCUUUUUUUACUAUGAUGAAGUCAGAGGAAGGAGAUUUUGUAAUAUCUAUAGGUUUAAUGGUUUAGCGCAUGUGCUGUGGCAUUGCUCUUCUCAGCGCCAUAUUGCAUGUUUUAUGUUUAGAAGAAUUUACUACUUUUUUAGAAGAUAGUACUGAUAAUCUUGCAGUCUGUUAUAGUUGUAGGUACACCAUAGUGUGUAACUGCAACCUGGCAGACCGACAGUGUGAAGGCUGGAAGUAAACUGCUCUUUCAAAUACCUACUUGUGGUUUUAUAACCAUGUAGUUAUGUAUAUGAGGUAAAAAAAAAAAAAAAAAAAGUCAUUACAGCAUACCUUUAUGAAAGACAUGUAAUUUAUCAACAUUCUUUUACAAAAGAUAACAUUAAUAGGAGCACUGAUAUUGUUGCAUCAUUUCUAUACUUUCUAUCCUUCAUGAGGCUCGGUUUGCAGGGCUGCAGCUAGUCACUAAUAAGGUCUGUUUUCCAGAAUCAUACAGGUUAAUUUCAUACAGGUUAAUUUAUUCCUGAAUGUGCAGAAUAUCCACAUAUUUUGUCCAAACCUAGUCUUAAUCUUUGUUUGGGAAAAAAAAAAAAAAACACAAUAUUUUAUUAUUAACAGGGGCCUCUCUCUCUCCAUCUCCAUUUGAUUUGAGGUUUAAGUUCUGGCUGUAGGCUGCUGUAGUCAUGUAUGAACUGAAAAGCACUUUUGUUUAAUACGAAUUGCUGAAAAUAUUUGAAUGCAAUUAAAACGUCUGUGGCAUAA